UGAUAGGUCUGUAACCAAUCUAUGGUAAAGCUCUGUAAGCAUACGAAAAAGAAUAAUAAAUGUAGCUAAUCAGUGAAGCGUCUCGUGUUUGAUCUAGCGUGCUUUCCCUAUCACAAAUUGGCGACAGGAUUGGAUUUUUUUAACGUUUUUCGGUGAUUAAUUGUGCGUUAGUACCCAAGGAAUAACUACGGAGUGUGUGUGAGAGGUGGCCUGCGUCUAGAAAGCAGAGAGGAAAGCUCGAUGAGAAAACCGCACCUCCGACCUCACCAGUGAGUUGCGCGUUGGUCUGUGUCUAGUAAACAGAAGAGUCCAAGUGAUAAAGCUCUGUGUCUUGUAAACAGAAAGGUCCGCGUCACGAUAGCGGUAGAAAAAACAAGUGGAUACGGACACGGCGUCCGUCUAGAAUUGGCUCUGUGUCAAGAGAACAGAAAGAACGUAUAGUAGAAGCGGAAUUUUUCGAGUUAUAUACGCUGCGGCUGGUAAGCAAAAAAAAAAAAAGAGAUUUGUUUUGUUGGGUGAACUAAUUGAAGGAGGGUAAUUUCAGAUCGGUGAGACAGUGCUCGUGAGUCGACAGAAUACUCACCCACGAGAGAAAUACUGCUGUUUGCGAUGGACGAAAACCGGUUGCUUUCUAAGCUACCUCCGUUUUCAGUCGUGGGAGUCCCCUUGACGGACCGCAGGAAUAAAUGGAUUACGUGGAAGCGAGGGUUUGAAAUCUGUCUGCGUGCUGCCAAAAUAGAAGAUGGAACCGAAAAGAAAGAUAUGCUUCUGGCGUGCGGGUCGUUUGAGCUCCAAGAGAUAUUUUUCAGCAUACCGGGAGCAGACGUGGCUGCGGAUGCUGAGAACGAGAUUGAUCCCUACAUGGUGGCAAUGAAAAAGUUGGACGACUAUUUCGCCCCCCAACGUCACGAAGCCCACGAACGUUUCCUGUUUUGGUCGAUGAAACCGGAGCCGGAAGAAACAUUGGAAAAGUUCCUUAUGCGGGUACAGGCUCAUGGAACAAAAUGCAACUUUGGAAGAUCGGCGUCGGAGAGCUCUGGUAUUGCGAUUGUUGACAAGAUGCUUCAAUUCGUACCAAAUCAAUUGCGUGCGAAAUUGCUUCAGGAGAAAGAUCUCACCCUGGAGGAGCUUGUUAAGCAAGUAAAUGCGUAUGAAACGUCACGAGUAGCCAGUGAUCAGAUGAGCGGAAGAGGUGUUCAGAUGCAACCGAGUAGGCCAAUGAUGGACAACGUGCAGUUUGUAGCGGCAUCCUGCAAAUUCUGUGCCCGAUCGCACGGGCAUCAGCCUUGCCCAGCUCGUGAUAAGACAUGUGCGAAAUGCGGCAAGCGGGGUCACUUUGCCGUGGCUUGCUAUUCUCCCCCAGUGUACGCAUCAUCAAGCAGACAAAUGCACAGCAAUAAACCAAGCAGAAACCCUUCUCUAAAACGACCAUAUGAAGCAACAGUUCCCGCUGGUUCUGGUCCAGUGGCGAAGAAGAAAGCCAUGCAAUUCGCUCGGAAGAUACACGCCAUCGAGGGCGAGAACGAAGAGGAGAGUUUCGAACUGGUUGAGAUGGUGACUUCCGGUAACGAUUCAGAUGAACUGAUUUGGGCAAAAGUCGGCGGUGUGCUGAUAGAAAUGCAGAUUGACUCGGGCGUCCAGUCUAACAUCAUUGACGACCGUACGUGGGAAUCGAUGAUGAAGAACGGAGUCGGCAUUAUUGGAGAUGUUCGGGAGUCGGAUCGAAGGUAUGAAUUUAAAUUUUAUUUUGAUUGGUUAGCAGAUUUUCAGCCAGAAAUUGCUGAUUAAUCUCCAGUUUUGUAGGUAUUGGAACUUGUAAAUAAGUAGGUUAAUUUUCUAUUUAGGUUCAAAGCUUAUGCUCAAGCAGAUUGCCUGAAAGUAAUCGCUAUGUUUGAUGCAGAAAUAAUCAUCCCGGACGGGGACAAACAACUAAAAGCCAUCUCACGGUUUUAUGUCGUGGAAAACGGACCACAGCCACUUCUAGGUAAGACAACAGCGAAGCAAUUAGGUGUUUUGCUUGUCGGAUUACCCAGCCAGCGAGAAUCGGUUCAUCACGUAGAAGCUUGCCGGGCAUUCCCUUGCAUCCGUGGAGUGAAAAUUCGUAUCCCCAUAGAUAAGUCGGUAGAACCCGUUGCCCAGCGUCUCCGACGGUUGCCUUUACCGAUGUUGGACAAGGUAGACGAGAAGUUAAAUGAAUUGCUUUCCAAGGACAUCAUCGAAAAGGUGUCUGAACCAAGCCGCUGGGUGUCACCGAUGGUCAUAGUGGUCAAAGACAGUGGAGAUAUCCGGCUCUGUAUUGACAUGCGUCAGUUGAACAGAGCAAUACUUCGUGAGACACACCCGUUGCCAACGAUCGAGGACAUACGAUGGAGGUUGAAUGGGGCAAAGUAUUUUUCCCGACUCGAUAUUAAGGAUGCCUUUCAUCAACUCCAGCUCGACGAUGAGAGUAAGCAUCUGACGACUUUCAUAACCCACCGCGGACUUUUUCGAUACAAGCGUCUAGUCUUCGGCAUUUCGUGUGCACCGGAGAUGUUUCAGAAGAUUCUCGAACAGAUUCUGGCAGAUUGUGAGAACACGGUGAACUUUAUCGAUGAUAUUAUUGUCACAGGUAGGUCUGAAGCAGAACAUGACGCGGCUCUUCAGAAAGUUCUCAAGAAACUCGGAGAAUACGGGAUUCUUCUGAAUCAAGCGAAGUGUGCUUUCAAGCUCGACGAAAUUGAAUUUAUUGGCCAGCGGUUUAACCAAAGUGGGAUGAUACCUUCUAAAACGAAAAUUGAAGCCAUUCAAACGUUUCGUCCACCCAGAAGCUGUGAAGAAGUUCGUAGUUUCCUAGGACUCGUAAACUACGUGGGAUCCUUUAUUCCGAACUUAGCGACGAUUUCCUUUCCGCUCCGUGAACUAAUCAAGAGUAACUCGACCUUCAUCUGGGAACGGGAUCAGGAACUUGCAUUCAACGAACUCAUUCGGCUGGUUGGCAAUAUUGAGACACUGGCUCACUUCGAUCCCCGACUUAAAACUAGGGUAGUGGCGGAUGCGUCACCAGUGGGAUUAGGGGCGGUGCUGCUUCAAUUUCAUGAAGGACAUCCCAAAGUCGUCGCUUAUGCUAGCAAAAGCCUAACUAGUACGGAAUGUAGAUACGCGCAAACGGAAAAGGAAUCCUUGGCCUUAGUUUGGGCUGUGGAGCGAUUCCAGAUUUAUCUUUUCGGGAUACGGUUUGAGCUUGAAACCGAUCACAAACCCCUCGAAUCGAUCUUCACUCCGACUUCGUCUCCUUGUUUGCGUAUUGAGCGCUGGGUCCUGCGGCUUCAAGCAUUCAGCUAUGACAUCGUCUAUCGUAAGGGAAAGUCUAAUAUUGCAGACCCUCUAUCGCGUCUGUCUCGUCCUGCAGAGAUCGAAGAGUUCGAUCCGGAUUCCGAUGUGUACAUAAGAAAUGUCGUGGAACAUACAGCCGUCGACGUUCAUGAAGUUGAGGUUGCUUCUUCGCACGAUCCUGAAAUACAAGCAUUGAGGGAAUGUUUAGAAAAGGGAAUUUGGAACUACGCUAAUGACCUGUUGAAACCUUAUCAGGCGUUUCGAUUGGAAUUCGGCACAGUUGGAGAUAUGGUUGUUCGGGGAAGUAAGCUCGUUAUACCUCGAAGCCUUAGGCAGAGACUGCUUGAACUGGGUCAUGAAGGGCAUCCCGGGCGAACAAAAAUGCAACAACGUCUAAGAAGUACAUGCUGGUGGCCAGGAAUGGAUGAUUCAAUUGUCCGGAUGAUCGAUAAGUGCUCGGGAUGUAGGUUGGUUAGCCAGCCGGACCGACCAGAACCCAUGAUGAGAAGAGCUCUUCCGGAGAAGCCGUGGGUGGACGUUGCGAUCGACUUCCUUGGGCCACUUCCGUCGGGAGAAUACUUGUUGGUGAUUAUCGACUAUUUUAGUCGAUAUAAGGAGGUUGAGAUCCUUCGAAAAAUCACAGCAAGUGAGACAGCUGAGCGACUGGAAAAAAUAUUUGUGAGGCUUGGAUAUCCGAGAACCAUUACUCUCGACAACGGUAGACAGUUUGUGAGUACAUAUUUCGACCAGUACUGCAAGCAACGUGGAAUAAUACUGAAUAAGACGACCCCAUACUGGCCACAAGAAAACGGCCUCGUGGAGCGCCAAAACCGGUCACUAGUAAAAAGGCUCAAAAUUAGCCAAGCUUUAAAUAGUGAUUGGAAGGCCGAUUUGAACACGUAUCUUUCUAUGUACUACGCUACGCCUCACAGCACAACGGGCAAAACCCCAAGCGAGCUGAUGUUCGGCCGGACUAUCCGGACUAAAAUACCAUCGCUUCAAGACGUCAGCACCGAUGCUACACAGUGUUCUACGGACUACAGGGAUAGAGACAUACAGAUGAAGGAGAAGGGAAGGAUAACUGAGGACCAACAGCGGAAAGCAAAGCCUUCGGACAUUGUUACGGGAGACAAGGUUCUGAUGAAAAAUGUCAUUCCCGGUAACAAGCUUACCCCUACAUUCAACCCCACUGUUAUGACAGUUGUUGAUAAACAUGGGCCACGUGUAACGGUCCUGGAUCAGGAAUCCGGAAGGUCCUUUGACAGGAAUUCAAGCCACUUGAAAAAGAUAAAUGAUAACAGAAACGGAACAUCAUCCAACGAGGCUCCAUCGGAUAUGCUGCAGCAGGAAGACACGGGGCUUCAGGAUCCGAUUAAUGAGCAGGACGGGAAACGGGUUGCUAGUCCGGAGCCCAUAGUCGAGGCAGAUAUAACAGGACGCAGCCGACCACAACGUGUAAUCAAACGACCAAGCCGAUUCAUGCAGUGAUUGAUUGAUGGAAUAUUUUUAUUAACAUUAAGUACUUGAUGAAUAUAUCCUUUUGUAAUCUUUGAAUAUUAUUAUCUAAAACAAGGGGAGAUGUGGUGAUAGGUCUGUAACCAAUCUAUGGUAAAGCUCUGUAAGCAUACGAAAAAGAAUAAUAAAUGUAGCUAAUCAGUGAAGCGUCUCGUGUUUGAUCUAGCGUGCU
This is a messenger RNA of Aedes albopictus (Asian tiger mosquito), 4999 nucleotides long. RefSeq lists its product as uncharacterized. The record is from RefSeq and is a predicted model, not a curated record. Gene Ontology annotation, molecular function: nucleic acid binding. The transcript has 2 exons. Gene Ontology annotation, biological process: DNA integration. NCBI's taxonomy places the organism in Eukaryota, Metazoa, Arthropoda, Insecta, Diptera, Culicidae. The coding region runs from base 1888 to 4800 and encodes 970 amino acids.